Planococcus citri (citrus mealybug) is the source of this 10563-nucleotide messenger RNA. It is a transcript of the gene Dab, whose product is annotated as DAB adaptor protein. Gene Ontology annotation, cellular component: cytoplasm. The transcript has 7 exons. The coding region runs from base 385 to 5502 and encodes 1705 amino acids. The record is from RefSeq and is a predicted model, not a curated record. NCBI's taxonomy places the organism in Eukaryota, Metazoa, Arthropoda, Insecta, Hemiptera, Pseudococcidae.
ACGAAAAAUUCUACGAAAAAAAAUUUCAUUCAUUUCGUUGAAAGUUUUUCAAUUUUUUAUUGCUGCAAAUUUCGAUUUAGAAAACAGUUUAUGGUUGUGAGAUCGGUGAUUAUUAUUAUUAUAGUGUUCGAAAUAAGUGUAAUAUUGUAAAAUGCAGUGAACGUAAAUACUCGUUUAAUUUAUUCUUCGACGAGUCCGUUGAUGAUUUCACAAUGAAUUACCAAAUACGUAGUUCUUGAUAAAGGAAUGCGGAAUUUUUUAAAUGUUUCACGAUCAAACGAACGUAUCAAAAGGCUGCUAACUUACUUGUAAAUUCACCAGCAAUUUUUUAUUUCGUAAAAAGAUUACGUACGCGAAGUGAAGUUUUAAUAGAAUGUUAUAGCGAUGUCUAAUGUCGCCGCGAACACCAAAGAUAGCUGUUUGUCUUUAAAUUCGGAUGGUAUUAGUUUUAAAAACGACGCAGUCAAAAAUGACGAAGAAUCUGCCAAAUCGCAAUCGAAAAAAUUCGACUUUAAUCCCAAAGAACGGUCGCUUAAAGGAUUGGUUAAUUUGAAACAAUCGUUCAGAACGUUAUCAGUACCGAAGAGAGUAACGACGACGGAGAAAGAUAAAAACGAACCGUCGAGAUUUCUCGGAGAUGGGGUAACUUUCAAAGCCAAACUGAUCGGUAUACUCGAGGUCGAAGAAGCCAGAGGAGACAGAAUGUGCCAAGAGGCGCUGUUCGAACUCAAAAUGGCUGUCAGAGCUGCCGGAGAACACAAGCAAAGGAUAAAUAUCGUUAUUGCCAUCGACGGAAUAAGACUGAGGGAUGAGAAAACUGGAGAUUGCCUGUAUCAUCAUCCAGUCCAUAAGAUAUCGUUCAUCGCGCAAGAUGUUGCUGAUUCAAGAGCUUUCGGGUAUAUUUUCGGGUCGCCGGAUACCGGACAUAGGUUUUUCGGAAUUAAAACUGAUAAAGCUGCGAGUCAGGUCGUUAUGGCAAUGCGAGAUUUAUUUCAAGCUGUUUAUGAAUUGAAAAAGAGAGAAGUUGAAAUGGCCAAGCAGAACAUCGAACAGCAUCAGUUGAAAUACGGUAGCUCGUUUUUCCUGGAUUCCAUUUCGGCGUCUUCGUCUAAGAGUGGCAACGAUCCGAUUGGCGUUUCGAGAACCAAAGGCAGUACGGUCGUGGCGCGCGAAGACUCGGCCAUUAAAAGCGCCAGCACGAUAAAAAAUAAAACCCAAACGGCCGGCGUUAUAGCCGACCUAAUGGAUUUAGAAUUAGAAUUGAACAGCCUGCAGCAGGGUCUUAGUCAGAUGGAAAGACUCACGCCGUCCGAUCCGUUCGGGCCGUCUCCGUCAUUACCGAAGGAGGACCCGUUCGGCGAUUCAUUCACGCCGCCUCCGUGCAUCACUACUCCUCCUCCGGCGAAAUUACCUCCGCCGCCGGCCUCCGGAGAUAGGAGGAAAGUUGGCUCUACGUCUUCGGCGGCGUCUCAGCCCGAACUGCAUUGGUUCGAUAAAGAAACCCAGGAUUUGUUCUCCAGCGAGAAAAAUUUGCCCGCUGCGGCCGUCGAGAACGCCGAUAAAGAACCAAAAGGAGACCGAUGGGCGUUCGAACGUAAAGAAAUCACGGCGAAAGACCUGUACGACGUGUUUACUGAACUGGAUCCGUUGGGAACCGGCCGAAGUAAGCCUUAUAUGGAUAAAAAAGACUUCUUCCAAGAAUUAAAAAACCCGCCCAAGAAACUGUUAAAAGACUUAGUGGGUGUAGAGAGCGACGCUGAAGGCGGAACUAAUUCUGCGACGUAUUUUACAGGUGGUAAUUCCUCGAAAUCUAUGUUUUUAGAAGAAUCGUCGUCGCAUUCCGGAACCUCGACAGCUCCCGCCUCCGCCACGGUGACCGACCAACAAAAACUAUACGAAGAGCAUUUCCGCAAAUAUAACUCGGUGGAUUCGGAGCAUCGAGUCGGUUCUUCGGCGUCGGCGGCCGCCGAUGACGCUAGCAAAGAUUCGUAUUUCGAUUCACGCCGACAUCACGACCCGUUCGAGACGAGUUUCGCGAAUUUCGCCGCUUUCGAUGGCCAUCAUCGUAGCGUCGACGAUGCCGGUACAACAACGUCUUCAUCUUUGCAUCACCGGCGAUCGCCUCAGCAAUCUUAUAAUCGAACUAAAUCACCAUCGCAGACGACGAACGAUAAUUACCAUCACCAUGUUUUGAAAUCGUCGCAGAGCAGAUCGUCCGGAUACAAACCUAUAUUGAGCUCGAUGAGCGACGAUUCGUCGUUGAAUAAGAACCAGUGGAGUAAACUACCUCCGGACGAUGCCAGUAAACAAAAGAUAGUGAUUAAUUUACGUAAAGUAUUGUCAAACGCGGACGAUACCGAUAAAGAGAACGACUCGCCGGUCGCCGAAGAGUCGUCGAGCGCUGCAGCUACCAUAUUACGAAACAUGGACGCUAGAUCGUCGGCUCAAGGUGACAUAUCGUCCGAUUCGUUCGAAUCCAUACCGGAACCUCCUCCUAGACCGAUCACCAGCCCAAUCGCAUCACAACCACCACCUUUACCGCCUAAAAAGCUCCAGUUACCGGUGACGAUGAAACCUCCGCCUAGACCAUCGUCCGAUACGAUGUCUCAUUACGAUUAUAUCGAGAAUUACGAAAGCUUAGGAUCGUCCAGGCAGAAGUUAAACGGCGAUAUGCGUAUACCUCCGCUUCCAGCUCCGGCUCGUAAACCGAAAUUCUCGUCCGGAGGGCAUGACAACGAACGAGACUACGGUAGUCGUCACCGACCUCAUAAGCAAUCGUCUUACUCCUCUGAACCGGAGUAUUACCUUACUCCUAUUACGAAACCGUCUUCGUAUCGUGAUCAGCGUGACGACGAGUAUCAUCAUCGCGCCGGCUCACGCGCUCCUCCUAAACCUUCCUCGCUUAAUAUUACACUUAGUCAAUUAACCAGCACCGGAUUCGAAGAUCUCGCCUCGAUGUUACGCAUUCCGGCCUCCACGUUAUCCAAAAUGACGCUCAAAGAAUUGACCGAAUGCCUGUCUCGACUUUCGGACGCCGAUUGCCAGAAACUCGAGAACGAUAUGUGUAACAAAACCAGACACCAGUCCGAACCGAUUUCCAAAUCUAGACCCAACAAGGACGACGACCGGAUCGCUUUCAAGGCCAACUUCGAUGAGAAAUUCCCUCCUAAAUCGGCCGGACCGACUGUGCAAAUCGACAAAUACGCCGUCUUCCGCGAACUAAUCGAACAAGAGGAGAAAAACCAAGCCGAGCAGGCCAUUGUCGAAGCCCAGUCUCAGCCAGAUUCCAGAACAACGCCCGAAGAUGGUGGAGAAACGCCUCCGGUUGAAGUUGCUGCUGCUUCGGCGACCGUUGCGUCGUCGGAUCCAGAUACGAGAAAACAAAGCGAAGACGAUAAAUACGCGGCGUUGAGGAAGAUACCGUCGAUUUUGCCCAAGACGGGAGAAGGUAGCGUUAAAGAGUCAAGCGAGAAAGAAGAUAGCGCUACAGAACACAUGCUACAAGCCGAAGACUCCGAACCGACCGAACCUCCUAAUGUGGUCGCAUUCCAUCGUAAAAAAUCACUCGAAAAAGAAGACGAAAUCACCGAACCGAAAACCGAGCCGAACUCGCCUUCUAUAUCCGUUCCAAUCGACGAACCACUCAAAGAGCCUUGUACUCCGGACGAACACGACGCCAAAGUGGUAUCGGAUACCGAAGAAUUGGGUAAAAAUUGGGCCAAAUUCGAUACAGAAGUCGACGCGAAACAUCCUAAACCGUCUCCUUGGGAAGAAGACGAAGCUAAACGAGGCGAGUUCACGUUCGAUCGAGCCACGCUGAAACCGGCCGAAGAUCCCAAACCGGUACGAUACGCCGCUAAGAAGCAACGUACGCCGAGAAAACGAUGGAACGACGACGAAGACGAAGACGACGACGACGGUAACGACGAAGACUACGGCGACGAUUCCGAAGAGAACUGGGAAUCGUCCAAGAAAAGCCUGGGCAGUUCUUGGGACGACGAGUCGAGCUGGCGAGAGAACGGCUGGAGUGAUCGAGAUUCGCUGUACGAUGACGCCGAGCAAUCACCAACCGCUUCGUCGUAUCGCGAACGAAGGUAUCAACUGAAGAAGAAAGGUUAUCGCAGGAAGUUCUCGCCUCAUAAGAAAUCGGACGAACAUUCGCCUUGGGAAGAUAAACCAGACUGGCAGCAGACUCGUAAAAUGUAUAAAGACUACGUCAAAGACGACGAUCGAAUAUACGACGAGAGGAAAGUUCGAACUCCUCCUUGGACAAUGACCGCAGAACGAGGUAAACGAUACGAAGAGAAAGAAGAAGACGAACUGAAACUAUUGAAAAUGAUGCUCGGCAAAAAACGACUAAAAGCUCUAGAAGAACAGCUCUUCAAACGUUACCAAGAACAAUUCGUAGUCGAGCCGACGAAAAAAUCAUCCUAUUAUAAUUACGUCGGUAAAAACACAGUCAAAGAAUCACCCUGCGAUAGCGAAUACGCCGAUGGAUCCGCUGGCUCGAAACCCGGCCGAUACCCGCCCAAAAAAUACCACUCGCAAAGACCAAAGAGCGCUGACAAGGGCAGAAAACCGUUAACACUUCGACCCGAUGACGACGACGCCGAAGAAAUCUACAUCAAGAAAUACCACCGUAGACCGUACAGCCAAGACGAACUGAGUAUUUCCGAAGAAGAAAGAUGGGCCGCUCAUAAAUCGCCCGUAUACUCGAAGAAACCGAACCGUAGUCGUAACCAGAGCCAAACAUCCCCGUUCGAAGAUAAUUUCUCGCCUCAACCGUACGAUUACACCGAUCCCGCAGAACCUACGCAUAAAAAGAACUCUCGCCACGGCAGCGCCACCCUGAAAAAACCAGAUUCCAAACGUCCCGUAGAACUGCACCCUUACACAGCGUACGAUUUCAAAUCCGGUCGCAGUAGUCGAGAGUCUAGUCAACGACAAUCCCCCUUCGAAGACGAUUUCACACCACCGGACGUACAAAAAUGCAGCGAACGUAGCAGCGACGUGAGUAAAGAUAGCGGAGGCGAUCGCCGAAACGACGACGAGGUCUUCUUCAGCGCCGGAACAUCGGACUCGAGAAGCUUACGUAAUUCCCGAUCUAGUCGCAUGACCCGAUACGAGCACAGCAAACGAAUGGACAGACCUAGUAAACAUUACGAGAACGUCGAAGUACGCAAGAAAACACCGGACUCGUAUUACGAUAAAUUACCCAAAGACAAGUACAAGUAUUCGGCCAAAGAAAGCAACGGUGAACCGAGCCAGGACCUUAAGAGUCCCAAAAAAGCCACCAAACAUCCGAACCAACGUCACGAUCCGUUCAACGAUAACGUCGUACAAGGCUACGAAUCGAAAACCAUGCCCAGAUUGCAUAAAACCAAAAGCAAAAGUAAAAUGCAAUACGACGACAGCGCCAGCGAUUCCGGUACCGAAGCUGGUGUCAAAUGGAAAGACGACCUUACCUCGUUUACGUUCGCCGAACAGCAUGCACGUAAAUGAGAAUUUCGAAAGGUGAUUCCUCGUGUGCAGGAGAACCGAGUAAUCAAGUCGAAUAAACAAGGAAUCACUUAUAAAAUGGGUAAAAUAUUAGGUCGUAUGAAAAAAGUAGUUAGUAAAAUUUUGGUGUGAUGGAGCAUUUUUUUUUCUUUUUUUUUUUUUUUUGUACGUUAUUUACUCAAUCGCGCUGCCUUUCGUAAUCGUUGUUCGUGUUCGUGUUUGUAGAAGUGUUAUUACGUCAUGUCAUUAUUUUUUCAUGUACAAAGAACCAAAACCACACGUGGAUAAGUUUGUAUUUUUAUAUAUUAUUGUGAUCUGUCUGUCCUUUUUAUUUUGUUUUUUUUUUCGUGUUGGUGUGUUUUUUUUCUUUGUAUUAUUAUUAUUUUUUUCUCUCUUUUAUACCGAUUGUAUAAAUGGUAAAUUUUUUUUCUUAUCUGUAGCGAGGAAAUUUUACGAUAGAACUGAUUUUUAAUUUGGGAAUCUCUUAAGGUGUGAUUAACUAGUUACGAUCAAAUAGUGUUAACAAUCGAUCAAAUUUUUUUUUAUUUAUUUUUUUUCUUUCGUAGAAUUAAGAUUUUUAUUUAUUGACUCGAUGAUAUUAAUCGUCGAGUAAAUUAUGUGCCAUAGUAUUCUAAUCGUUUAUUUUUUCGAAUGAAAUCAUUACCUUAGUUUACUCCGUAAAAUUUAUCCUUUGUACGGGGAUGCUUUUGUAUAAAUUCCGUUUUCACUACGGAAGUAAUCUAGUAACCAGUUUGGUUAAAAAUUCUUUGACAUUUUUAUUUUAUAUGUGAUUAAUUGUUUGUGGUUGUGCUUCAUCGCUGAUGUGUUUUUUGUUUUUUUUUUUUUGUUUUGAGUGUGUUGAAAUAACGUCUUGUGUUCCGAAAGUGCAGCUUUUUAUUCACUUACUUACUAGACUGAAAUUGAUCUGAUAUCGAUGUUGAUGUUUUAUUGGUAUUUUUGCUUGAAUUGAGAAAGGUGGAGGUUUUUGGCAUAAUAUUUAAUUUCUAGCUUCGCCUUUUUUUUUGCUUUAAGUUGUUUUUUUUUUUGGAAAUGAGUUAUUUUUAGGAAUUUGUGAUUCAAUUUUGAACAAAUUACGAGAACAAUGCAUCAUUUUGUCAAGUUACCAAUUUUUGAAAUUUAUUUCGUCAUUUUCCAACAAAUUUUCUAAUUUAAUUAGUUUUUAAUUAAAUAGAACAUUUUUUUGUUAAUUUUUAAAAUUUAAAUCAUUGGAAAUUGAAUGUUACUAGCUUCAAUUUUCAAACAAACUUUUCAAAUUACUGGCACAUUUUUUAUUUUUUGAACAAAUGUUUUUAAUUUAAAAAAUAAUUGAAAAUUGAAUUCCACAUUUUUUAGUUUUUGAACAGAUUUUUCAAUUCUAUGAAAAUUGAUUGCCACUUUUUUUAACGUUGUAGAUCUGAUUUUUCAAAUUUAUCUACAUAUUUGAUUGAUAUCUACUUAUGUAAUAAAUUCAACUUUUUCCAACAAAUUUUCCAAGUCAAGAUGGUAAAAUUGAAAAUUUUCUCAAAUUUUUGGUCAGUUUUUAAAAUUAAAAUUAUUAAAAAAUAAAUUCCACGUUUUUUAGUUUUUGAAAAAUGUUUCCAAAUUACAUGGAAGUUGAAUCGCUAUAUUUCUUAGAUUUUGAACAAAUUUUCUAUAAUUUCAUUAUCCGGUGAUUAAAUGACAAAUUUUUUAUUUUUUAAACAUGUUGGUUUUUCAAUAAUUAUUAAGAAUUAAAAAUUAAGUGCCAUUUUUUUCAUUUAAUAUUUAAUUAAUCAAGUAAUUGAAUUAUGAAUUGAACAUUUUUCAACAAAUUUUCCAAUUUAAUUAAUUUGCAAUUUAAAUGAGCAUCUCUUAGUUUUUGAUCAAAUUUUUAAAUUUAAAUAAUUGAAAAUCUGAAUAAGUACGUAGCACAUUCUUUUAGUUUUUGAACAAAUUUUCCAAGUGUAUUUUUGAACGAAUCUUCCUAUUCAAUUUAAUUCAAUUAAUUUAUUAAUAAUCGAAUUCUUAUGUUUUGGAUACCCCAUUUUUCAAUUUUUGAUGUGGAUUUUUCCAUUUUCUAAUUUCAUUACUUGACAAUAUUUAAAGAUAUAUUUUUUAUUGAGUUUCUUCCUUUUUAGUAAGGAUCUAUUGCACCCCCCCCCCCCGUCGAUCCGCUGGGACAACUUUUUUCUCAAAGUAGGAGUCCUAAGGAACAUUUCUAGCCCCUGUACUCGAAAAAAAAGUGGCACAACUUACAAAAUGGCGGCCAUUUUGAUUGACAGGUCAGCCGAAAUUGCAAAUUUUGCGUUCCAACAUAGGACUUGCACAAAAUUUUUCAAACCGUACAAAGGUAAAUCGAAAGAUCAGACAAAAGUUCAUCACCUGUAAGAAUUUCAAGUGCUAAAGUGCGUUUUUCGAUUUUUGAUGAAUUUUUGAAAAUCAAAUUUAGGUCAAAAAUGAGAGGAAAAAUCAAAAAUUUUACCAAAUUGACCAAAAAAGCUGAAAUUUAGGAAAUGCCCUUUUUUCGACAUGCCAAAUUGAUUGGAAACGGGUUCAAACUGUUUUGAGCAGUUCUGGAGCCUCCAGCAGAUUUUUGAAACUUGAAAUUUCCACAAAAUUUCGUCAAAAUGGACUUGGAAAGCGGAAAUUUAUUCUGCAAAUUAAUUUCAAUCCGCUACGAAGUCGACUGCAGGUGGAUUCAAAGUCGUUUUGGAGCCUCCAGCGACUUUUUGAAAAUUACUUGAGCCUCCAGCAGAUUUUCUAAAUUUUAAAUGUUUUCAAAAUUUCAUCAAAUGGAGAUGGAAAGCUGAAAUUUACUCUACACUCCAAUUUUAACACCCUCUGAAGACGACUUCAGGUGGGUUCAAGUCAUUUUGGAGCCUCCAGCUACUUUUUGGAAAUUUCAAUUUUCCACAAAAUAGCAUACAACCUUUCAAAAAGACGCUGGUGACUCCAAAACGACUUGAAAUCCACCAGCAGUCGACUUCGUAGCGUAUUGAAAUUAGUUUGCAGAAUAAAGUUCGACUUUCCAUCUCCGUUUCAAGUCUCAAAAAUCUGCUGGAGGCUCCAGUAAUUUUCAAAAAGUCGCUGGAGGCUCCAAAACGACUUGAAAUCCCCCUGCAGUUGACGUUGUAGCGUAUUGAAAUUAGUUUGCAGAGUAAAUUUCGGUUAUCCAACUCCAUUUGAUAACAUUUUGUGGAAAUUUCGACUUCUAAAAAUCUGCUGGAGGCUCCAGAACUGCUCAAAACUGUUUGAAACUGUUUCCAAUCGAUUUGGCAUGUCAAAAAUAGGGUAUAUCCCAAAUUCCAGCUUUCUUGGUCAAUUUGAUAAAAUUUUGAUUUUUCCCUUCAUUUUUGGCCUGAAUUUAAUUUUCAAAAAUUCACCAAAAAUCAAAAAACGCACUUUAGCACUUGAAAUUCUGACAGGUGAUGAAUUUUUGCCUGAUCUUUCGAUCUACCUUUGUACGAUUUGAAAAAUGUUGUGCAAGUCCUAUGUUGGAUCGCAAAAUCAGCGAUUUCGGCUGACCUGUCAAUCAAAAUGGCCGCCAUUUUGUAAGUAGAGCCACCUUCUUUUUGAGGACAAGGUCUAGAAAUGUUCCUUAGGACUCCCUCUUUAAGAAAAAAGUUGUCCCAGAUGAUCGACCGGGGAGGGGGGGUUCAAUAGAUCCUUAAGCGGGCUCCCCGACUAUUUAUUCUUGAUUUCCAAUUCCAAUUUUUAGUUUUAUUUUCAUUGAGAAAUGUCUUACUCAGAUAAAUGGUAGCUUCUUAAUUCUUCAAUUUGUCCAAUAAUCUUCAUGAUCUCUCAACCAGGCAGCUAAUCGUACCAUAAAUCUGCAUAUUAUAUGAAAGCUAUCCGAGUCGAAAAUACCAAUAAAAAUGUACACCAGCUUUAAAAUGGUAACUUGCCAUGGUAUGUUAAGUUGAUUGAUUGUAUUGUAAUUUGUAACCCGGUAGCUCUUAUUUCUUUUUCUUUUCUUUUUCUUUUUUUCUAAGUCAUAUAUAAACCAGAACAUAUACAUUGUGAUUUUGUAUGUUUACCUUCGAUAUCACUCUGAAAUAAAUUAUUAUAAGUAUUCACUCGUAAUAAUAUCUCAAAUUAAGAGUUACGUAUGUAUUUUUCUGCUCGGUGAAUAAAAUUUACCUACCCACUGUAAUUUUUAGAUUGCCUAACGUUACCUCGUUGUUUUUGUUGUGAAUUAACGAAAUCAACAUUAACUUAUUAAUUUAAUAAUCUGUAGGCCAAGUACUUUGUAAAUGUAAAAAGAAUUUAUAAAAGAUUUUUCAACACUCCGGUGAUGGAUUGUGUAUGUGUCUUUCCGAUUGCUACUUAAAUUUUAUUCGUAAUUUAUCUCGUUAUUAGCAAUUGCACAUCUCUCUACACAUCCUCUUUACUUCACAUUAGAUAUGUAAGUAGGUAUUUUGGUAGUUCCUAAAAAAAAGGGGAAAACGAUCAAUACAUAAUUUGGGGUUAAAUGUUAAAACUUGAAAGAAGUGAUAGCUUUAAAAUUGUUUUAAUUUUUCCUAAUUUAUUAUACUAAUGUAAUACUCUUUUUUUUCAUGUAUUAUGAUUGUGUAUAUGAAUUUUUUUUUUUCAUCAUUCUUGUUAAUAAGAUGUAUUAUAUUGUAGAUUUUUGUACGUACAUAAAUUGCGUUGUUGUUGUGUAAUUAAAAAAGCUUACGCCGAUACCGAAUUGUACCGCAUCUAGUUGUAGAGGGUUUCUUUAUUUUGUAUUUUUCUCGUGCGUUUUUUUUGUGCUUGUACUAUUUUUUUGUGUAACAUAUUCUCUCUCACUGUUUGUUUCUCGUUGUAUUUAUUAAUCGUCCAUUUAUUAUAUUGUUUUCCCUUUAUCUCUCUUUUUUUUGUGUAGUUUUUAAUUUUGUGAAUCGUGUAAUUUUUUUUUUAGAAGCUUUGAAACCGUAUGUUUUAUUGUAAUCGUACGGUUUGAAUAAUGAGGAUUUUUUUCCCGAUGUCAAAACGUUUUAGCGAUUUAUUUAGAAAUGUUUACGCCGUUAUAUUUGUCUUAAUUUAAUUUUGUGACUGUGUCAUUAAUAUAUUAUGUUGAAAAUAUAUUAUUUUCAAAUUUAA